AAACUCAUAAACUGAACUAUCUUUAUGUAUGGAAUAAAGCACUUGUAGGCACGACGUGCGUGAAGUUAGAUGCACCUAAUACAUAGCAGAAAUGGCUGUUACUUUGAGGGUACAUAAAGGAGUUUACAUGAGGAAAAGAUUCUACAUUUUAAACCUGGAAGAGUUUACACCAUUAACAUAGGUCACGUGACUAUAGCCAAGAGACCAUUUAAUUGCUGUUCUUCAGAAAAGGCUAGUGGUGAAAUAUAAGGGUGAAAAUGUGUAGCAUUUAUUUGCCUAAAAAAAUUAAAUAUAUAAAAUAAUUUUCACAUUUUCUAGUUUAAGCAAUGCCACUGACAGACACUAGAGUUUAGAAUAUAUUUUAGAUGGUUUUAUGAUUUUCAGGAUUUUAAGUUUUUUAAAAGAUUAUUUUAAAGAUUAGAAUUACUGUCAAAGUAGGUUGCGCAGUGAUGCAGCUCAGCUCGAGUUCCCGGUUCAAUCUUUAUUCCAGAUUACUGUCAAUGUUGUGCAUAUUCCCUCGUAGUCUAUGUGGAUGUCCUUCCUGUACCAUUUCCGUCAUAGGCUUUGGAUCCACCACAAUCCACAAGAUAACUGUUUGAUUAUCAUCUGGACAAAAUGUUCAUGCCAAUAUUUAAUCAAAUAUAGUAUUCCAGAGUAGGCAGCAAGCUGGCCGAGUGGGUAGCACAGCCGCCUCAUAGGUCUAGGGUUCCAGGUUAGAUCCUUAGCCUGUGCCCAUGAGGAAUUCCUCCCGGUGUUUGUUUUCCCCCACCUCCCAAAAACUUUUCAAUAGGUGCAUUGGCUAAGAUAAAGUUCACUUAGAUGUGAAUGUGUGUGUAUGGUGCCCUGCAAUUGUUCAGCAUCCACAUCCUGCGAUAGGCUGUGGAUCCACUGAGGCUCUGAUCUGGAUAAAGUGAUUACUGAGUGAAACUGCUUGUGCUAUAUGUGAUAUAAGUGAUGGAGUAAGUCUACAACAAAUGUAAGCAAAUUUACUCUGUAAAUGAUAUACUCUUUGGUAAUUAUACAGAAAGUUUUUUUCCUGUUAUUAUGUUGUGUGUUAGUGCUUUACAUCCUGUUAAUCUUAUGGGCUAAUAGAAUUUAUUUAUUCAUUUGUUUAUUAAGUAUUACUAUUAAGUACAGGCUGUUGUACUAUUAACUGCAAACACAUAACAUAGCUAGUAAGAAAAAAAAAAAAAAAAGUUAUUUAUUUUGCAUUUCCAAACAUGUACUCCUCAUGUUACUCGACGUAUGUGGGUAUUGAAUACUACUGUGUUUCUGUGGAUAUGUAAGCAGAUUAAGUCUUAGUUAAUAGGAUUAGAAUGUUCCACACACUGAAAUGUAUCUUUAAAUAGUCAGGACAAAAUGUCAGGACUGCUACUGUGAAAACAUCUAUGUGUGUUUACCCUGAAAUUUUUCCAUUAUAAACUACUGAGAAUGAUUUGGAUGUCUUUUUGGAAAAUUCCAGGUAAGUAAUAAGAUCUGACUCAUUAUGUAUGUAGAUAUAUUGUGCAUUAUGUUUUAGCUAAAAGUCUACAGCAUCAGUGCAUUAGUAUUUUAGACCAAUGAACAAUUAAUAUAUAGCUGGUAAUUUAAUUUGCUUAUCAGCUACACAUUCUUGAAAAAAAGGUUCCAUUUAGCAUCCUAAAUGGUUCUUCAGUUUGUCCCUCUGUGAGAACACUUACUGCUUUAAUGAGGUCUCCAAAGGUCUCCUGAGAGAACUUUUUGGCUGAGUAUAUGACUAUGGUUUGUACUAUAUGUAUUAAACUCUUAUAUAAGGAUUUCCUGAAGUAUUUUGGAUAGUUAAGGGGUCUUAUCUAUGUAAACGGCUGCUUCUUGAUGCCUGUCAUGGCACUCAUUCCUUUACCCUUUCUUUAGCACCAUCUUGUGGCAGUUGUAGAUGGAACAGGCAUCGGGGACAAAAUAAUGCCCUCUCUGAAAGGCAAACCCUCUGUUAAUUGGUUUUACCUAGAACCUUUAAGAACCUUUUUUUCUAAGUGUGUACAUAUUUAUGCAGAAUAAGGAGGAAGCAUUGUAAUUUAUCACUCUGAGUAAUAACUGACUAAUGUUAUGGAUAUUAAUUGUUAAACGUACUGCAAAAUUGCAUCACAGAUCACAACAGAAGACAUGGCGGAUGUGUUGAAGAGUCUUAACCUCCUGGAGACCCUGAAAGAGUCUAUUGAGAAGAACAACAUUUCAGACAUAAAGGAUGCUGUUGAAGACCUAUUGAUAAGUCGUAUCAAUAUUGCAGUCACUGGGGACAGAGGUCCAGAGAAAACAGCAUUUAUUAACUCUCUCAGGGGGCUUGGUGUUGGUGAUGAAGGGGCAGCUCUCUGCCCAUCCACUGCAGCCCGAGAAGAAUUGGCUGUAUUCCCAAAUCACAAGCAUCCAGAUUUCCGUCUGUGGGAUUUGCCCAUGAUCCCCAAUGAUGAGUCUUUUGACCCUGAGAUCUAUAUUGAGCGCAAUAAAAUCCUACGGUAUAACAUCGUGAUCAUGACCUUUACUCAAAAUCCUAGUCCAAGCAUUGUGGCUGUCUGGAGAGAGGCACGUUCGCUGCAGAAAGAAGCCUUGUACUUUGCUUUAUUGGCAUCUGAAAAGGACACUGAGAAAAGCCUGGAGGCCAAAAGACAAGCUAGCCUGGAAGUGCUGAAAGCUGAAGGAGUGGCUUUGCCAAAAGUCUUCCUUGUGCAUCCCUCUGCUUUGGAAAAACUGGACUUCCUAAAGCUCUUAGAGGUAAUGCAGGGUGACCUUCCAGAAGUAAGGGCCUUUGCCCUUCUGCUGGCUUUGCCUACCUUCUCCACUACCAUAGUAUCCCAGAAAAAGGAUGUCUUCAAGGCUCUGGGGUGGGCUGCAGCCUCAAUUUCUGGUGGGGUUUCUGCUAUUCCUGUACCCAUGGUGGCAUCUAUGGUGGAUGCAAGUAUUGCUGUAAGGAUCUUAACAAAGGCCCAGAUGUCUCUCUGCCUGGACAAUGAGUCUGUGGAGAGGAUUGCACGGCAACGGGGCAUUGACUCUGCCAAGCUCAAGGCAAUACGGACAUGCAACCUGUCAGUGGAGGUCAGCAAGAGCGAAGUUAAGAAGAGGCUUGCAGCAGCUGAGAAGGACACCAUCACAGCCACUAAGAGACUGGUGGAACUGGCCAUGCCACGGCAAGCCAGAGCUGUGAGUCAUUCCUUUACUGUCAUGUUGCAAACCAUCAACUCUGCCAUUGAUGAUAUGAGUGCUGAUGCUGAGAAGAUUGUAGCUUUAGCAACAGGGGAGUCACAGUGACUGGCAAAAUUCUACCAUUGUUCCAAAACUGUAAUGCGUUUGAUGAAAGACUUGCACAGGGCUCAGACAGUGAAGACUUAAUUGCUUUGCUUGCAACAUGGUGGCUACAGAUAAAAUUUAAACGAAACCCACCCUGUUUUCAUGGUUUCCUGCUCAACUGAGUAGGUUUUACAGGAAACUACCUGCAUGUUACUAGCAGCAAGAUUUACAUUUACAUAUAUAGCAUUUGGCAGAUGCCCUUGUACAGAGCAACUGACAUUCUCAUUUAAACAUUUGAGCAGUUGAGGGUGUCUCAUUGAGGGUGCCUUCAAUGAUACACCAGUGUACCUGUUGACCUGUAUAGGGUAGAGCUUAAGCAGUUGAGAAAAGAGGUCAUCAUUUCUUAUAUAUAAAGUACAAUGAUGCUCAGAACACAAUAGGCAAAAACAUUUGUACACAAACACCUCCUCAGUAGGUGCACUUGCACUUUACUCUCAUUGUAAGUUUUAGAUUUGUCAUGUCAGCUAUUGAACUCCUGAUGUUUAUAAAAAGGACAGUUUUAGUCAAUUAUAUUUAAACCCUGUUGGAACUACCAUCACUCAUAGCAUCUCUCCUCAAAUCUAGCACUGCAAAACAGGUUUGCUUAGCAACAAGGUCUCACAAAGUUCCACAUAUAGUACUAAAAGACCAGCCAGCAUGUUCAUAACACUUGUAUGAAUUGUACUUCUGAUGCGUAGUUGUUGUAUAAUCCCAUAGAGCAUGCAUAUGACAUUAAUCUGUUUUAAUCCAUUGUGUUUACAGAAAACCUGUACUUUAUCUCCAGCAUAAGUGAUUUGUUUAUAUUUUAGUGUUUAAUAUAUAUUGUGUAUAUUGUAGUUUAUGUAUGUUUAUGUUAUAUAAAGUAUUUUAUAUUCUAUUGUUCUAGUUUUGAUUUUGUUCACAUUAAACUUUUGUAUUAAUAACAAGUAUCAUAGAAAAAUGUUCACAUUGACCUUACCUGUAGCAUUUUCUAUAUAUGAUGGAUAUCAGUGUCUUUUAAGCGUUUGUCAGCUGACAUACAUAGAAGAUAGUAAAAGUGUAGUACCCUAGUAACCAUCUGGAAUGCCACAUUAACCACCUAGCAACACCAUAGCAAGCAUCUGGAAUGCCACAGCAACAAGCUAUCAAUAUCCUAGCAACACAUUAUCAACAGCAGUGAUUGUUGAUAACUUUGGUGAUAUAAGCUGCACAAUCACGCUGCAUUUUCUUGAGGAAUAUGCACUCUUCUUGUUUUAACUAUCAGCUUCUGAUGUUUUUGAUGCCAUUACAAAUACUACAAUACCCAGAAUUACUGUCUUCUCCCAGCCAUUCAGAAACUCAGGUAUAUUUUAAACACAGAAAGUACCGUGCCGCUGAAGGUUUUGAGGAAAGUUUCUGUAUCCAUUAGAAUACUGUGCUCCCACAUAUAACAAUAGCCUAAUAUAUUAAAAGCUACAUAAAGGUUAUAUAAAACUACAGUAGCUACCUAGCUAUCUGUACCGAAAAAAUAUAACACACCAAUUUGCACACACAUGAUGAUUUUAAAUGUAGGGUUUACAGCCACUUGACCGUCCGUCUAUAUGGCUUUGACCAGAAGCCCAUCCCCAGGUCAUGUGUCUUGUGUGGAAAGGUCCUUAACCCUUUGAAGUUUUACGUUAAUGUUUUUAAGAGCACAUUAACACUUGUCCACCACACAUCCAUGUAGAGUUACAAGAAAAAAUUACCAUAUGACUCAUAUCAUUUUGUUGAAUCUUAAUUUAAGUCAUAAUAACAGACAAACCCAUUCCACCUAAAUUUCUGGUAAGAAAUUGUACACUGGUUAAACAUUCAUAGUCUAGGUUUUAAAAUCUAUGUAAAGUCAGGAUGGAGUCAGGCUGAUUCUUAAGGAAGGUGCUCAUCUGAACCUUGCCUGUGAACCAUGCUGUGAUUAAAAGGUUCAGAGGACACGGUGGAGGAAACAUGGUUUAGGGCUGCUUUACUGCCUCUUGACCUGGAGAGAAUAUGAUCAAUGAGGGAAUGAUGAAUUAAAAAUUGAAUUAAGAACUUCUACAGGAGAAUGUGAGGGUAGUGCUCCACAACUGAUAAGUUUACUGUGAACACUCCACUUUCUCUGUAUCCUGGUUCCUGUGUUGACACAUUUUUCUCUUUGUUCCUCUGUUGACUCAGGUGUGGACAGAUGAAGCCCCUUACCAUUUGCGCAUUCCUUUGUCUCCCCAAAUACCAUUUGCGUGCAUUUACAUACCUCCCUGAAUAACAUUUGCUUGCAUUCCUAUGACUUCCUGAAAACCAUAUAUGGUGUUGUUCCUGUCUUAAAUUGAUAUGGUUCCUGUUAUAUUCAAAUAUGCCCUUCCGCCUAGCCUAUCAAUAGUUAACCCAUUGUCUCUGUUGUGUGUCAAGCAUGAUGUAUUCUCUGCCUGUCUUUGAAUAA
Ictalurus punctatus (channel catfish) is the source of this 5686-nucleotide messenger RNA. It is a transcript of the gene irgq2, whose product is annotated as immunity-related GTPase family, q2. The record is from RefSeq and is a predicted model, not a curated record. Gene Ontology annotation, molecular function: GTP binding. The coding region runs from base 2122 to 3261 and encodes 379 amino acids. NCBI's taxonomy places the organism in Eukaryota, Metazoa, Chordata, Actinopteri, Siluriformes, Ictaluridae. Gene Ontology annotation, cellular component: membrane. The transcript has a single exon.